Molecule: messenger RNA, 3228 nt
Organism: Pseudozyma flocculosa PF-1
Lineage: Eukaryota; Fungi; Basidiomycota; Ustilaginomycetes; Ustilaginales; Ustilaginaceae
Exons: 1
Coding region: 1-3228 (1075 amino acids)
Cellular component (GO): cytoplasm
Molecular function (GO): protein kinase binding
Source: RefSeq, a predicted model, not a curated record
AUGGACACGGUCAAGGGUGAAAAGUGGGUCGCCGACUAUGCCGCCUGGAUCCGCGUGCACGAGGCCAAGCUCGGCGAUGCCGCCCGCAAGGCCCUCAUCACCAGCACGGCAGCCAACGCCCCAGCAACGACCGGUGGCGGCAUCGCCUCGUCGCUCUGGAGCGUCGUAGGACUUGGAUCCACCGCAACGGCAGUGCCGGCCCCCGCAACGCGCAACGGCCGCUCCUCGCAGCAGCCCAUCCGGCCCCUCACCCUCCGCCUCAACCCACACUACCUGUACUACCUCCUGAUCCAAUUCGAAGCGCUCGGCCUGCCCGUCGGAUCGCUCGACAUCAAGAUCCCCGCAUCGGCAAGGCCGACCUCCUACUUCUCCUAUGUAUCCGCCCCCGCGAGGGACAAGGACGACACCAUGAGCAUGUCGUCGUUCCGCAGCCGGAUGAGCGUCGUCUCCUCGUCCUUCUCCCUCGGCUCGUCGUCCUGGUGGGGCGGUGCAAGCGCAGGCCAUCCCCCAGACCCCAACAAGGACAUCAAGUACAUCUACGCCGCGCUCACAAAGAUCCCCUCGCUGCGCCUCGGGCCGAUUCCCGCGACCAAGCUGAUCCAGGAGUUUGAGGACUGCCCGGGCAAGAGCGCAGUACCGCUCGACGUCUUCAAGAAUCUCCAUUUCCUCGAGCUCGAGGACGUCGAUCCGCGCACGCUCAUCGGCUGGGACAGGGCCAGCAUGCAGCUGCGCAGCCUGACGUGCAAGAAGAGCGGCCUCGAGGAUCUCACGGACCUGGCCGUCAACCUCGUCGUGCUCGACGCCCGGCGGCGGCGCGGCGAAAGAGUUGAUCUGCCCAAGCGCAAGCUCUAUCGUGGCGUCGUCGACUCGUCGACUGAGACAGAGACUGAGACGGACGCCGACACCGACAUCGAUGCUCCGGCACGGACAGCGGCCGGUGCCGAGGCCGAGGGCACGAUCUCGAGACCAGUGUCGCCCUCGCCGCCGCCAGAGCUUCCGUCUCUCUCCUGGCACUUCCUGCGCCACCUCAACAUCUCCAACAACAGCCUCACCUUUGUCCCCUCGAUGCCGCUCAAGGCCAUGCAGGGCCUCACCCACCUCGACCUCUCGUCGAACUUGCUCAACGUCGUCCCGCCCGCGCUGGCCCAUCUGCCGAACCUCACCUCGCUAAACGUCAACGACAACCUGAUCGACUCGGUGCUGGGCAUCUACGACACGCUCAAGGCCAUCAAGGUGCUCAACCUGGCCAAGAACCGGCUCGAGAGCCUGUGCGGGCUGGAGCGCCUGUACACGCUGCAGCGCAUCGACCUGCGCACCAACUGCAUCUACGAGGCGGGCGAGGUCGGCAGGCUGGCGCCGCUGCCGUCGAUCCAAGAGGUCUGGAUCAAGGACAACCCGCUCGAAGACGAGCUGCUCGACUACCGCGUCGAGUGCUUUGUCGAGUUUGCCAAGGAAGGGCGCAGCGUGGGGCUCGACGGCGAAGGCCCGGGCUUCUUUGAGCGCCAGCGCAUCGCCGAAAAGGUGCCCAGCGCGAUGCACGUGCUCGACUCGGCGGCGCGGCGGUCGCAGAGCAGCGCCACAGCGGCCGAGGAGGAGGCGCGGGCGGAGCUCGAGGCCAGGCAGGCGCAAGCUGUCGUCAAAUCCGUCAAGCAUCGCGGAUCGACGGCGCAGAGGAAGGGUGCCGAGAAGAGGCGCGGUGCCAAGGACGCGGUGGCUGCCACGUCGACGUCGUCUCCGGACCGCAAGGCAGCGCAAGUCGAUCAAGCACCACCGACGGCGGUCGAGGGCCCAUCGGCCGCCAUGGCCCGGGAUGGAUCAAAGGACAACGCGGCGGCGGCUGCUCGUCGCCGUAACCGGAGAGUGGUGGACCUGGAGGGCACGCCGAAGAAGGCCGUGGCCGCAGCCGAUGCUGGCGCGCACGACGCCUCGCAGUCCAAGUCUGGCAUCAAGCCGAUGUCGGAAUCCGAUCUCAUCAAGCAGGCGGCCCAGGGCAACGGCAAGGGGGCCGCAUCGCCAGUACCUGCAUCCACGCCGCCUGUAGCCUCUGAGAUGGCCUCGGCACCCGCCACGGACGUCGAAGCCAGCGACAACGAAGCGGCAGCGGCACCGACUGCGGCAACGAGCACAAGACGGGUCGCACCUCGAUCGCCCUCGCGGCAAUUCCAGCGACCCAGCUCCAUGUACCUGUCGUCGGGUGGCGGCACGGCGCCGAGCCUGGCCAGCAACUCGCGGCUGACGUGGAGCAAGAAGGCGGGCGCAGCUGCCGCGUCGCUCAGCAUGGACGAGCCGGGGCCAUCGUCAUCGCCGGCCGCGUCCGACGCACGUGGAGCCGGGCCAUCGGCGAGCUCCUCGAGAGGUGGCGAGGCCUUUCAGAACCUCUUCGCGAUCCCGCCACAUCUUGGCGAUCUGCCGUUGGCCUCGCCCCGGCUUGGGCGCUCCAACACCACUGCUGACGCCACGCCGUCCUCACAGAGCAAACCACAGACGGUGCGUCGCAGGGACAGCGGGUCCAACACGGUCGGGCGGUCGGGAGGCCGUCUGGCUUUCCUGCGCGAUGCGAGCAUUCCCGGCGGCGACCUGUUUGAAUCCUCGAGCGGGAGCAGCAGUGGCGGCGGCGGCGGCUUUGGUGGGGGCGGACUGGUUGACGCGGACAGCUACGGGCGUCGGGCCGAUGCCAGCGAGGCUCAGGCCACGGCGCGACUGCGGGUUCCGCGGCCAGGGACGAGCUCUGCGGCGGCGCUCGCCCGGCGGUCCAAGGUGACCGCCAGCCUGUACGAGCCCAGCUCGGUCGAUCUGGGGGAUAUUGGCGAGCCUGUUGGCGGCGCCUCGUCUCCGACCAAGGCCGGAUCUCCGAACGGCGGGGAGGCGCAAGCCGCGAGGAGCCCUCUGCCCAGCCUGGCGGAGGCGGCGAGCGGAGAGGUGGGGCCCAGCGGCGCUGAACGGUCCGAGGCGUUCCGACGGCGGAUCGAGGCGCUCAAGGGUGAAGUCGGCGACGAUUGGCUGCGGCUCUUGGCCCGUGGCGGGGACGCGGCGUAUGCGGGCGGCGCGAGUGCCAGUGCGAGAGGGGCCGAGGCGGAGCAAGCCAGAUCGCCGCCAGAGCCGGUGGCGGCGAAGAAGGCCGAGGCCGUGGGCGGUGCCAAGGGCAAGAAGAAGACGAGCGGGAGCGCAGGCGCCGGGUCGGCAGUUGGCAAGCGGACGAAGAAGAGCAGGGAAGCAGAGAUAGAGUAG